This is a messenger RNA of Chenopodium quinoa (quinoa), 693 nucleotides long. RefSeq lists its product as uncharacterized. Gene Ontology annotation, molecular function: nucleic acid binding. NCBI's taxonomy places the organism in Eukaryota, Viridiplantae, Streptophyta, Magnoliopsida, Caryophyllales, Amaranthaceae. The record is from RefSeq and is a predicted model, not a curated record. Bases 1 to 693 code for a protein of 230 amino acids. The transcript has 2 exons.
AUGAGUUACAACAUUCACAUAGAUGAGAAAUGGUUCUACUUGAACCCUGAUAAAAGGAGGUUUUACCUUCUACCAAGUGAAGAGGAUCCAUACAUGGCACAACAAUCAAGAAGAUUCAAGUUAAAGGCAAUGUUCAUGGCCAUUAUUGGUAAGCCAUUGUAUGGCAUAAAUGGUGAACUUGUACAUGAUGGAAAGUAUGGGAUAUUCCCAUUCACAGUCCAGGACAGAGAAAAAAAAUCAAGCAAGAACAGAGCAGCAGGAACAAUGGUGACAAGAGCACUUCAGAAUGUAAACAGGGAGGUCAUUAGGGACAUGUUACUCAACAAAGUCAUUCUAGCAAUCAAGGAAAAAUGGCCAGAAAGUCUGCCCAAGAAUGUUACCAUACAAUGGGAUAAUGCAAAGCCACAUCAAAUACCAAGAGAUGAGGAUUUUGUUGCAGCAACAACAUCCAAUGGGUUUAACAUUCAAUUUGUGUUCCAACCAGCUCAAUCACCUGAUCUAAAUGUGUUGGAUUUAGGUCUUUUCAGGUCUAUUCAAUCAUUACAAUAUCAAUCUUUCCCUAAAAAUCUUGAUGAGCUAGUUGAGAAGAAGGAGAUAGUGCUAGAGGCUUUGGAAUACUUGAACACAAUGUUCAUACCAGCACCAGAUGAGACUCAAGCAACAACACAGGAAAUGGAGGUGGAUGCAGAUUAG